UACAUCUCGUCCCUGUUGGUAUCCAUGUUACCCGCUGGGUUUGUUUUAUGUCUGGGAAUCGCUGUUUGAACGUUUUCCCUACCCCAGGCUCUUCACCUUAAACCGACGCAUCCGCCAGCAAAGCCACCAUCCGCAUUUUUUUAAUAUCCCGGGAUGAAGUCAGCGCUUGGUUGCGUACUCAGUGCCCUUGUGGCGAGUGUGUGUGCCUCCUCUCUCCGUUCUCUACGACACUCCCCUCUCCAUGCUCUACGGCAAACACCACCACAACUCGAUUACAAUCUCCUUCCUCGGGCCGCAUGUGACAACACAAACAAAUCACGACACUGCUGGGGAAACUACUCUAUCGAUACAAACUAUUACGAUGAAGGACCAGACACGGGAGUCACUCGCGAGUACUGGUUGUCGAUAGAAGAAGGACCUUGUGAGCCAGAUGGCUACGCUCGCCAAUGUCAAACGGUCAAUGGGACGGUUCCGGGUCCUACCAUCAUCGCCGACUGGGGUGACAGCCUUAUCAUUCAUGUUACCAACAACCUGCAGUCCAACGGCACCGCCAUCCACUGGCAUGGUCUUCGCCAAUCUGGUAGCAACAUCUACGAUGGAGUUCCAGGAAUCACUCAAUGCGCCAUUGCUAUCGGGCAGUCCAUGACUUACCAGUUUAAGGUCAGCCAGUAUGGGUCAACCUGGUACCACAGUCACUUCAGUCUACAGUACGCGAACGGUGUUUUUGGUGGCAUGAUCUUUCACGGACCCGCAACUUCCAAUUACGACGAGGACCUGGGCCAUCUCUUUCUCUCAGACUGGUCCCACGUUGAUGUCUUUACUCGGUGGUUUGCCGCCCGGAACGGUCAACCUCCUGCCCUGGAGAGCGGUCUCAUCAACGGAACCAACAAAUACGACUGCAGCAACUCAACAACUGACCCGAACUGUACCGGACGAGGAGUAAAGUUAACAACUGUGGUUGAGAAGGGCAAGAAGUACCGCCUUCGCUUGGUCAAUGCGGCUAUCGAUGGUGUGUUCCAGUUCAGCAUUGACAAGCACAAGUUGAAGGUCAUCGCUGCCGAUCUCGUUCCCAUCAAGCCCUACAGUACCUCUAGUUUGAAACUCACCGAGGGCCAGCGGUACGAUGUCAUCUUCCAUGCCAACCAGGCAGUUGACAACUACUGGAUACGUGCCGGGUGGUUGAACAGCUGCCAGCCAAAUGAACAUCCCGACAGCAUCACCUCUGUCCUUCGGUACAAUGUCAGCAGCACCUUAGACCCGACCACGACAAGUGAUGUUACCCUUAGCACCGAUUGCCUUGAUGAACCUCUGUCAUCGCUUGUCCCCCAUCUCAAGAUCGAUGUCACCAAUAUCCAAAAAAGCUUUGACACGUACUUGAACAUUUCGAAGACAAAUUACGUUCACUGGACCAUCAACACAAGCAGUCUGAUCAUCGACUGGGCCAAUCCAACCUUGAAACAAGUGUUCAACGGCGAGAGCCUGUUUCCAACCGACUACAACGUUCUCGCUGUCAAUAAAAACACCAACGACUCCGAAUGGAUCGUCCUCGUCAUCCAAGACCAAUCCAACCUCGGUCUCGAACACCCCAUCCACCUACACGGCCACGACUUCUGGAUCCUUGACCAGUCCACCGGCACCUUCGACGCCUCCACCUCUCCAAACAACUUCAAGACCAAGAACCCCCCGCGCCGCGACGUCGCCGCCCUUCCGGGCAACGGGUAUCUCGCCAUAGCGUUCAUGCCCGACAACCCCGGAGCGUGGCUCUGCCACUGCCACAUCGCUUGGCACGCGAGCGAAGGGUUGAGCUUGGAGUUCCUCGAGCGCGAGGCGGACAUCCAGGCGGACGUGAGCAAUUCGGAUCUGACGCAGUUCAACGACAUUUGUGGAAAUUGGUCAAAUAGCUUGGGCUCGCAGUCUUUCCAGCAGGAGGACUCGGGUAUUUGAAGUGGAGGAGGUUCCAGACAGGGAGGGCGGGCAGGUGCGAUACCUAGCGGGGCCAGUGCACCACUGACUGGGUGGAAUGAUCUAUCUUUCUCUCAAAGGGCAUCUGGGUAUUGGGCCUGGGGUGGGCCGCAACGGAGGAAAAAGGGGACUUCACACUGUAGCGUGCUCUGUCAGUCGGUCUACCUCA
Messenger RNA from Neurospora tetraspora, 2131 nucleotides. RefSeq names its product multicopper oxidase-domain-containing protein. The record is from RefSeq and is a predicted model, not a curated record. Lineage: Eukaryota; Fungi; Ascomycota; Sordariomycetes; Sordariales; Sordariaceae. The transcript has 2 exons. The coding region runs from base 154 to 1944 and encodes 596 amino acids. Gene Ontology annotation, molecular function: copper ion binding; oxidoreductase activity.